AUGGGUCAGACUCUUUCGGAGCCUGUCGUCGAAAAGACGUCCGCCUCAGGCGAGGAUGACAGACUCAUCUACGGCGUGUCCGCCAUGCAGGGCUGGCGAAUUAGCAUGGAGGACUCGCACACCACAGUCCUGAAUCUUCUCGCCAACAAUGCCGAGGCGUUCAAGCAACAUUCCUCUCAACUGUCCUUCUUUGGUGUCUUCGACGGCCACGGCGGUGACAAAGUUGCAUUGUUCGCUGGGGACAACAUCCACAACAUUGUGGCGAAGCAGGAUACCUUCAAGGCUGGCAAUUACGAGCAGGCGCUCAAGGACGGCUUUCUGGCCACCGACCGCGCAAUCCUCAACGAUCCCAAGUACGAGGAGGAGGUUUCAGGCUGCACUGCUUGUGUCUGCUUGAUCAACAAUGACAAGAUUUACAAUGCCAAUGCCGGCGACUCGAGGAGCGUCCUGGGUGUCAAAGGCAGAGCCAAACCCCUGUCAUUUGACCACAAGCCUCAGAACGAAGGUGAGAAGGCACGUAUCACUGCUGCCGGAGGAUUCGUCGACUUUGGCCGAGUCAACGGCAACCUUGCCCUUUCCCGGGCUAUUGGCGACUUCGAGUUCAAGAAGAGCCACGAGUUGGCUCCCGAGCAACAGAUUGUCACCGCGUACCCCGACGUCAUUGUUCACGAUCUUGGCGAUGAUGACGAGUUCCUGGUCAUUGCUUGUGAUGGUAUCUGGGAUUGCCAGUCCUCGCAGGCUGUGAUCGAGUUCGUCCGACGCGGCAUUGCGGCGAAGCAGGACCUGGAUAAGAUCUGCGAGAACAUGAUGGACAACUGCUUGGCCUCCAACUCCGAGACUGGUGGUGUAGGCUGCGACAACAUGACCAUGGUCAUCAUUGGCUUCUUGCGAGGACGCACCAAGGAGGAGUGGUACGAGGAGAUCGCCAGGAGAGUCGCAGCCGGAGACGGACCCUGCGCACCCCCGGAAUACGCCGAGUUCCGCGGUCCGGGAGUCCACCACAACUUCGAUGAUAGCGACAGCGGUUAUGAUGUCGAUAUGGACAACAAGGGCAAGCCUUUCGGCAUUGGUGGCUACCGAGGUCGGAUAAUCUUCCUUGGUGACGGUACAGAAGUUCUGACCGACUCAGAUGACACGGAGAUGUUCGAUCAGGAGAACAAGGAUCUUGAGAGCCAAGUCUCCAAGCCCUCUUCCGGCAACGACCAGGCCGACUCAGAGGAGGACAGCUCUGCCAACGCCAACGCCAGCGCAGAGGCCAAAUCGGGCGAUUCCGACAAGGCUCAGAGCACGUCUACAUCGACAACCGACGACGCAUCAAAGGCGACAGAAUCCAAGGCCGAGGACACCAAGGCCGAGGACACCAAGGCCGAGAAGACGAAGGAGGAAGCUUGA
Molecule: messenger RNA, 1392 nt
Organism: Thyridium curvatum
Lineage: Eukaryota; Fungi; Ascomycota; Sordariomycetes; Thyridiales; Thyridiaceae
Exons: 7
Coding region: 1-1392 (463 amino acids)
Biological process (GO): protein dephosphorylation
Molecular function (GO): protein serine/threonine phosphatase activity; cation binding
Source: RefSeq, a predicted model, not a curated record